UAUCGGUAUCGUCAUUAUCGUUCCAAAUGAAACGCAAAAAAGUUCAAUAUUUACUUCCUUCAGCGAUUUCGGCAUUUAUAUUGACGUAAAGAUGGCUCUAUAGAUUGUGCGCAAGCAAAUCAACCUGCACCUAGGUGCCCCAACACACAACAAAAUGGAAACGUAUAAAAAGCAAACCGCCAUCAUGGCAUCCUCACAACAACAACAAGCACAGCAACAACAACAACCCAUUGCAUUAUUCAGUCCGGACUUUUCUCUCGCAUCCCAAAGUAUAUCACCUGUAACUUUUGAUUUUAACAACUUUGAAUAUGGACGCAACAUCAUUUCAACAAACCAUGGAGAGCUUGCAGCUGCCCAAGGAGCUUUACUGGGACCUCAAGCUGGAGCCGCAGUCCCCAACAUCGGCGGCGGCAUCCUCCGAUCUGUUCGCGCUCACUGAGCCAACAGAUGCCGAGUGGUUGUAUGACGAUAACUUUGCAAAUGGCAUUUCACUUAUUGGCAACGGCGAAGAUCUGACCCUGGACGAGGCAGCUUCACUUGAACUGCUCAGCGAUGAGGAGCUCGUUGUGGAGAUCUUUGAUCUGAAGGAUGAAGAAUGCCUCCUGGACCAAAAGGCUCCUCUAAACUGCAUCGAUUAUGAGACAAACAGCUAUCAGCCCAACAUCGAUGUGGUCAGCCAGCCGAUAAUUCCCGUAACCAAAGUACAAUUCCCUGAAUCCUCUACUGCUUCUCUGGUUGCUGCCAACGAUUAUCAGCUCGGAGAUUCUCCAUCUCUGAUCCUGCAGCAAUUGACACCACCGCAAUCACCGCCCCAAUUUGAUGUCUACAAACAGCCCGAGCCCGUGCUCGUCAAGGCCGAGCAAAAGGUGCAAUGCUAUACACCCGAUGCUGCCCCCGCAGCCACCUUCAACUUCAACAACUGGGUGGGCGGCAGCGAAAUUGCACGAGAGAUUCAGCUGGUCGAUGAUAUUGUCAACAUGCGAGCUAAGGAGCUUGAGUUCUUCAAUGACGACUGCGAAUCUCAGGCCUCUUCCUCGCUGGACAGCAGCAGCGGCGGCAGUGGAGUGAGCGGCAGCAUUGCCGAUGCGGACGAAGAGUCUCCAGAGCCGAUCAGCAGCAACAGCUCUUCACCAGCCCACACGUUCGUGGAGGCCGAGAAGGUGGCAGUGCAAAGCCCAAAGAAGCGUACUCGCACCUACGGGCGCGGCGUCGAGGAUCGCAAGAUUCGGAAAAAGGAGCAGAACAAAAAUGCAGCCACGCGUUACCGCCAGAAGAAGAAGCUCGAAAUGGAGAAUGUUCUGGGCGAGGAGCAGGUGCUGUCGCAGGAGAACGAAGAGCUGCGCCGCACUCUGCGGGAGCGUCGCAAUGAGAUGCGCUAUUUGCGCCAGCUGAUACGCGAGUUCUACCAGGAGCGCAAACGCUAGGCUUUCCCAUGUCUUACCUUUAAGUUUUAAUGUCUCUUUUGCAAAGUUAUAGUUAUCGUUAAGCCCCAAGCUUGCCCCCAGUCCCACAACAACACCACAACUUUCUGUAAUACACAAAUUAACAUUCACCAAAAGUUCACCAACAAUCAGAAAUAAUAACAAUGUAUGCAGCCAGUCUUGGUCCCCAUUUUUUGGCACUAAUGACGAGUCCUCGUACUCCGAAUUUCUCCUUGCCGGUGGGUGCCAAUGACUAACUGACAUCCAGAGCAGCAUAGGCCAAUGUGUCGCUUUACUGAGACACCAUAAUUUGUAUAAUCAAAAACCCCAAAUGAAAACCUUUUUAAGUUGCAUAAAUUGUUUAUAAACGAAUUACCCUCUGCUGCGGCUGCUGUACAUUAUUAUGCAUGCUUUUAUUUUUGGACAUUGGUUAGAAUCUUGACAAAAUAGAUUUACUUUAAUGUUUCUUUCUUAAUAAAACGUAUACAGAAUAUUAUUCAACAUAUGUAUCAGCAAUAAA
Molecule: messenger RNA, 1941 nt
Organism: Drosophila serrata
Lineage: Eukaryota; Metazoa; Arthropoda; Insecta; Diptera; Drosophilidae
Gene: crc
Product: bZIP transcription factor crc
Biological process (GO): regulation of transcription by RNA polymerase II
Cellular component (GO): nucleus
Molecular function (GO): RNA polymerase II transcription regulatory region sequence-specific DNA binding; DNA-binding transcription activator activity, RNA polymerase II-specific
Source: RefSeq, a predicted model, not a curated record